This is a messenger RNA of Lucilia cuprina (Australian sheep blowfly), 7231 nucleotides long. Its product is annotated as serine-rich adhesin for platelets-like. The transcript is spliced from 10 exons. Gene Ontology annotation, cellular component: nucleus. Lineage: Eukaryota; Metazoa; Arthropoda; Insecta; Diptera; Calliphoridae. The record is from RefSeq and is a predicted model, not a curated record. Gene Ontology annotation, molecular function: histone H3K36 demethylase activity; histone H3K9 demethylase activity. Gene Ontology annotation, biological process: chromatin remodeling. Bases 740 to 6652 code for a protein of 1970 amino acids.
CUAUACUUCAAGCUAAUAGAAAGAAUACAGUCGAAUUUGUCAUCUUGUAUUGUGAAAAAUACGUAUUUUAUUUAUAUUACGUUAAAUGGUAGUCAGUUUUUGAUAAUAUUUGAUUAAAGAAUAAAAAUUAUAAUGAUUGUGCGAGGAUAAAUUACAAAGUUUUUGUAUCUGCAUAUACAUUGUAUAUGAAUAUUUUUUUCGUUAGCUAUUCACAGUAGGUUGGUUCAUUACACAUAUACAUAAACAUCUAUUGUGAAUUAUUCUUUUUCUCGUCACGUACACCAGUGUCAUAUUGUGUACACAGUAGACAAAAACAUUUUGUAAUCAAGCUGAACAAAGUUUUUUACUUAAAUGUUUAGCAAAUUGUAAAAUUUUAAUAUUGUCCACUAAUAGCCUUAAAAAAGUAAAAAAUAAAUGUGAAAAACUUAUAUAUUGCGCUAAAACGCCAAGUUUGUGACAACAAAGAUCCAGUGCUAUUUAAAUUAAAAACAAGUUCUUUAAUUGAAUACAAGUGAAAUAAUUGUUUGUGUACAUACAUAUUUAAUGAACUCAACUAUUUGUGUUAAAUAAAAAUGUUAAAAUGUAUAUUGUGAACUUUAAUAAACAAUGUAUAAAACUUCAGAGUAAAAGGACGAUACAAUUUUAUAAAAAUUAAUACAUGUAUGUUGAUUUUAAUUUUAAAAUAAAUAUUACGUUGUUAUAGAACUACGUUUGGUAAAAAUAAUAACAAAUAAGAAAAAUGUCUGCCGACAUACCGCGUAUUAUGGUUUUUCGACCAACAUGGGAAGAGUUUAAAGAUUUCCCUAAAUAUGUGGCUUACAUGGAAUCUCAAGGUGCCCACAAGGCUGGUUUGGCGAAAGUAGUGCCACCGCCUGAAUGGGUUCCGCGAAAAUCAGGCUACAAUGAUUUAGACGCUCUAAAGAUAACAAUACCGGCUCCCAUUUGCCAAGUUGUUACAGGCAAACAGGGACUGUAUCAGCAAAUUAAUAUACAGAAAAAGCCAUUAACUGUUAAACAGUUCUCCGAAUUGGCAAGUACAGAACGCUAUCAGACACCUAAACAUUUUGAUUACGAAGACUUAGAAAGAAAAUAUUGGAAAAAUAUAACAUAUGUGGCUCCAAUAUAUGGAGCCGACGUUAGCGGUAGCAUAACUGAUCCAGAUCAAAAUAGUUGGAAUAUUAACCAUUUGGGAACCAUUCUUGAUUACGUCAACGAAGAUUACGGUAUCCAAAUUGAUGGAGUAAAUACUGCAUACCUAUAUUUCGGUAUGUGGAAAACAACGUUUGCUUGGCAUACAGAAGAUAUGGAUUUAUAUUCUAUAAAUUAUUUGCACUUCGGUGCUCCGAAAACUUGGUAUGCAGUACCACCAGAAUACGGUCGCAAAUUAGAAAAAGUUGCAAAUCAGUAUUUUCCUGCCAGUUAUAAAAACUGUAAUGCUUACUUGCGACACAAGAUGACUCUUAUAAGUCCACAAAUUUUAAAACAACAUGACGUCCCUGUAAAUAAGAUUACUCAAGAGUCAGGGGAGAUAAUGAUUACAUUUCCAUUUGGUUAUCAUGCGGGUUUUAAUCACGGUUUUAAUUGUGCUGAGUCAACUAAUUUUGCAAUGGAGCGUUGGAUAGAAUACGGCAAACGUGCGACUCAAUGUACCUGCAGCAACGAUAUGGUUAAGAUUUCAAUGGACACAUUUGUAAAACGUUUUCAACCAGAACGUUAUCAAGCCUGGCUUGAAGGUACAGAUUUUGGUCUACAUCCGGAGGAUCCUCCUAAUGCUAUUGUUCCAGCUCCUUUACCUACACAUAUAGAUGUCAUGUGCAAUAAAAAUAAUAGGGGUGCUUUUGAUGAUUUACCUUUAAACAUGUUAAAAAGAAUGAAAAAACAAUGUAAUCCAACAAAAACAAAAUCGUUUAAAGAACGUAACCCUGAUUUGGACUUAGAUGAGAUUCAGCAAAAUCCUAAUAUACCUGACGACAUAAAGGCGGUCUUGAAAGAAAGUGUUUUAACGUUAGAUGCUGAAGAGGAAGAACCUGCUAUCGUAGGUGACGAAAAUGAAGGAAAUAAAUGUGUGGAAGGUCCAGCAGAUCUUAAAACAAAAAAAGAACUUUUAGCUUAUAUUGAUGAUGGAACAGAUGAGGAUGAUGAGGAAGAUCGUAACUUUAAGAAACGUAAAAAUAAGCGUAAAACGGAUGCUGAAUAUGAUGAUGAUUGGUUAGCCAGUAAACGACGGACUAACUCACGAAAUAGCAGUAGAGGGAGAAAUCCUCGAGGCAAAGAUAAAUCGAAAGAUGACCGUUCAAUAUCACCAGCAUCAUCAACAUCGUCGUCAGCAACAACUAAGUGUGGACGUGGUAAUAGAUUGAAUACAAAAACGAAUAUUUCGAAAACUCCUCGCAAAACUCCAGUUAAAAAAAAGAAAGGCGAUGAUAAAAACUCAUCAACUUCAGAGAGUCCAAAAUUGGAUAUAUCUCCAACGCCAUCAUUGCAGACAACAAUAACUGGUAAUGCAGGAGGAGAUACGAGUCAAAAGCAUAUUUCCACACUAACGAAAAGUGAACAUCCCUCAUUGCAGUUUAUGCAACAACAGCGUAAAUUUGAAGGAAGAAUACCAAAAAUUCAUCAGCAAACAACACAAAUGACAACAUUAGCAAGUGUUAGCACAACUAAUACCAUUACUUCCAGCACUCCAACAUCAUCUACAGACGCUAACAUCAGCGGCACAGACGGUGUAACAACAAAAUCCUCAAUUUCUAGUCAAAAUCAAACCGAUCAAGCGAUAGUUUAUGCAACCAUGUUGCCAGCCGCUACAACAUUUAAUGGCAUUCCAUCUCAUCAUCAACCACAGUAUAUUACAAUGCAAGCGCCAACUACGACUUUAAGUCCAACCACGCAUACAACAUCUAGUCCCAUAACCGCUGCAACAACUGAUGGUACAGUUUAUCAAUAUAAAUCAGAAAUUAUUUGUGACACACAACAUCGAUACCAACAGCAGCAACAGGCACCUUCCCAAUCUCACGACAACCACGACAAUGUGGUCACCAAUAUUAGUUCGUCCCCCCUACUGCUCACAACAACAUCAUCAACAUCGCCUCCGCUGUCAUUGUCAACAACGACAAUUUCGACAAAUGGCAACAACAGCAACACCGAGACAACCACGCAAACGUCACAAUCUCAAUACCGAUAUAUUACCACCACCUCAACAGGCUCGACAAGUGGAGAAGAAGUUGCACAACACCAGACUCCGUCAACGACAAUUGUGUAUGAAAACUAUGAAGGCGACGUUGCCCCGAACGGGAGCACAAUCAUUAAAUUCGAGGGAGGAGAAUAUGAAGUAAUAAAGAGUGAAAUAAAUGAUAAUCAUAUAAUACAAACAACAUCCACUAAUACCGUACAACAUCAGCAUUCCCAACAGCAGCUACAACAACAGGAAGUGAUUGUCAAGUAUGAAGACCAAAGUUUGGACGAUGACAGUUAUGAGGAAUUUCAGGCUGUUUCACAAUCUCCACAAAAGGACCAGCAACAGGGAUUGACCUACCAAACAAUUACUCACCAUGAUAAGGAACUAAACCAAACAAUAACUGAGACCAUAGCUAUACCAAGUGGUGGCACUAUACCCAAUGUUAAACAAAAACGUAAACGUAAAACACGUUCAGUAGCGGCCGAUGAACAGGGCGAAUAUUUGGAAAAAAUGUCAGUGAGAGGUUUGGACAUACAAAGGUACGAACAUAUUAUUGAUGGUGUCUCAUAUUGUUUGGUAUGUGCUAAAAAUGAUAUUUAUAAGACGUUUAAAAACAAGUACAGUUUCCAACGUCAUGCAUAUCUUUUUCAUGAGGGCGAUAAUCGAAAAAUAUUCGCUUGUCCCAUUUGUAAUAAAGAAUUUUCAAGGCCAGACAAAAUGAAAAUGCACAAGAAAGAUAAACACGGCGAUAUGACGUUGGCAGAUUCUAAUAUGAACGGCGGUACUGGAACACCUGUGAAAAAUAACACAAAAGUGGCUGAAACUCCACCACCAGCUAAAAGAUCAAGAACUUCAGCAGCGAAAACACCAAGAGCAAGAAAACCUCGCAGCACAUUGGCCAAUAUGAACAACAAUGAAAUUGUUAUUUCUCAUAGCCCCAAUAAAGAUGCUGCCGCGCAAAAACGUUUGGCUCAAAUUGAUAGUGUCUUAGAUGAAGUGCAAAACGCAGAUUCUAAUCAAUCUGGAGGAAGUUUACAAAUCCAACAGCAAAGUAUUGUACAAUCAGUUCAAACACAGCAGCAGCAUCAUCAACCCGCCCAGCAGCAGCAAUUACCAUCUCUGGAAUUUAGUGGGAUGAUUUUACCCGGUGGUGCACAGCUAGCUUUGGCAAAUCCAGGUGCCACUUCAAGUAUAAUACAACCUCAACAAAGAGUUUUGAAUAACCAGCCAACACAACAAACUGCUGUGGCUGCACAAAAUCAUUCUCCUGCUAAUGGUGGAACAACUACAUUGAUUUAUUCGAAUCAAAUUGAUUUACAGCAAGCUUUGUUGCAACAGCAGUUGCAAGGUCAAAGUAUAAUGAUUCAAGAUCAAGCUGGCAAUUUAGUACCUUUGCAGUCAUUACAAAGUUUAGACGGUACACAGACAAUUUACACUACGGCUCCGGCCACUUCAGCGCAUCGGCAACAAAUCCUACAGGCCCAGCCCACACAACCUGCACAACAAACCUUGGUAACCACUAAUCCUACUCAUGUAAAAGUGGAAUCAAAUUCACCACAAUCACAACACAACAACAAUAACAAUAAUGCCUCUAGUCAUCCCAUGCAGCAACAUUACGAAAUUGAAAAUGUUUCGUAUAUAUCAUCUGCAGCACCCGCUCCAACAGUUCCUACUCAUGCACCUACAGAGCAGCAUGUUAUUGGUACCGUGCAAAGUUACCAAAUUUUGACACCUGAUGGCCUCCAAAGCUACCAAGCUGCCGCUAAUAAACUUGAACCCAAUGAAAUAGAACUCUGUCCAUACAGUAUGUCAAGUACAACACCACAAUAUACGUAUAGUAGCCAUCUAACUACGUCUUCUGACCCAUCGUUACAUCCGCAACAUCAUCAGCAAACUCUAAGCGCCAAUGGCUCACAUCACGCAAUUCAUCAUCAAUCACACCACCAAAAUAAUUCUCCUGCUCCACAUAGCCAUCAUCAACAUCACCAGACAACGCAUCAUCAACUACCGUCGCUAACUGCUCCGCAUCAUCAAUUUAUGGAAUUAAAAAACGAAUUACUCAUUAAAAGUUCCGACACAUAUUCGUUGGAUGCUGCCACCUCAAUGUAUCACUUACCUUUCUCGCCCACUUCUAUGAUUAAUGCUGUGAGUGAUGUUAAUUCAUCCUCACUAUUGGAAACCAAAGAAAUUAGCACCAACAACAAUACCGCAGCAAUAAGCAACGAAAUAACAGCAACUCCUAUAAUAUGCGCCAACAACAACAUAAAAGUAAUCAAAACAAUAUCAAGGAAAAACCACAAAUCUCCAAUUGUUAUCAACAGCAUAAAGAAAUUGGAAACAACGGUAGCACCACCAAGGGCACAAUUAACCGAUCCUUGUCAACCAGUUCAAAUUUUGCUCGCGCGCAAAAUUGGAGGGGGUCUAACAACUAUCAAUACCAACAACCAACACAAUCCUCUGAACCAUACUAUAGUAAGUUCAACUAAACUAGGAGGAGUGAUACAGAAGAGAUGCAAUGAUGAAUCAAUUAUUAUUAGGGAAAUGCCUAAUGCUGAGUUAGAUUGUAGAAAUUCGGCCGCCGUUGCUACCGAAGAAAUAAUAAAAAAAUUCCGCAUACCCAAGGGAAUAGCACUGACACCAAAAUUUCCGGACGAUUUAAACGUAGGCUCACACUGUCCCGCGGAAGUAGUAACAAAUGUAUCGACAGCAUUAAUGUCGCCUCCGUUAACAACAAACGAAGAUGGUGACAAUUCAUCCGGCCUAGUGGAGUAUGUAGAAGAAGUUUAUGAUAAUGACGGUGAUCUUGCUGAAGAAGAAGGGGAAGAUAUGCAUGUCGAAGAGAUGGAAGAAAUUAAUGAGUCUUGCGAUUUCCACGAGUAUCAAGAAACUGAACACGAAGAACAGAAUCAAUUAGAAGAUAAUGAUUUAAUUGAAGAGGUGGAAUCUUCAGAACACCAAGACUUAUUAAUGUCUGGUGAAGCUGACGAUCUUAUUGAUGCUGCUAACGGUAAUACAGAUGUAUUAUUAGAAACUUCUUGCCAACAACAAACUACUAGCUCCACAGCAAGUUCAGCUGUUCCUCAGAUAAUACAAGCUGUCCAACCUAAUGGUGUUGUCACAUGCUUCCAAUUGCCAGCAAAUACUAUAAUAUUACAGUCUCCAGAUGGGGCUUUACUUGCAACCACGGCUCCCCAUCCAACAAAACCAGGACAACAGCAGAUUAUAGCUAUACAAGAUCUUAACUCUCAACUAAGUGACAUUCUCAAUUUAUCAUCAACAAAUACAACAGUUGUAUCCUCUUCCUCGAUUCAACCAUCAACAGUUGUUUUGUCGCCCAACGGUCCUACAGUGCCACUGGUGACCUCAUUAGGAGAUUCAUCCGGUCCGUCUAAUAUUGCGCAUCAAUCCACCACCCCUGCAAUCAUCACAUCAAAUGAGUCAUUAUUAAAAGCCCAACAGCAACAAAUAUUAGCGUAGGGUCUACACGGCGGCCAAUUGGCACGAUUUUUAAGUAAUCCGCAAACUACUUUAUUACCAACAACUUACUUUUUUUAAUUUUAAAUAUUUAUUAAUAUAUUUUGCAAAUCUCACUGAAUGUUACGAACAAUCAAACAGAAAUAGAACAUUAUCAAUGUGAACAAAAAACGUAUAACAUUAAGUGUUCAUUUUCAUAAUGUCCUUUUUCAAAAAUACUUCGGUUUUGGUGAUUUUUCUAAAAUAAUGGUAAACAUUGUAGAUCUGACUAUGAAGCUUAAACUUUUGGAAGAUUUACACUUACUUUUUAUUUUUAUUUUAUAUAUAGAAAUCGUGCCAUUUUGUCGCCAUCUAUUCUUAAAACAAUUUGACGAAAUUAUGAGGGCUGUAAACAUUUAUAAAUGUUGAUUACUCGAAUAAGUUAUAUUUCCCAUAGAUUUAUCAUAUCAGUAAAACUGAUGGCGUCUAGCUACAAAAUAGUAGUAAACACACUUUUAGAAUGAUUUCAUAAAAUCAUUCAUACAAAAAAAAAAAAAACACUAUAGGUACUUGCUCUGAAUAAAUAACAAGGAAUAUGAAAAA